Molecule: messenger RNA, 1471 nt
Organism: Drosophila novamexicana
Lineage: Eukaryota; Metazoa; Arthropoda; Insecta; Diptera; Drosophilidae
Gene: rush
Product: pleckstrin homology domain-containing family F member 1 homolog
Exons: 2
Coding region: 257-1144 (295 amino acids)
Cellular component (GO): early endosome
Molecular function (GO): phosphatidylinositol binding; metal ion binding
Source: RefSeq, a predicted model, not a curated record
GCAGCAACAACAACAACAACAACAACAACAACAACAACAACAGCAACAACAACAACAACAACAUUGUCGUCACGGUUUGUGAAGCAACAGUCGCACUCUCUUUCUCUCUCUGUCGGUCGCUCGCUCGCUCACUCACUUGCACAUUGAAGCUUUGUGUAGCAAAUUGUAAACUGUAAACAAAGCUCCCGAAGGGGCGCCACUUUCGCCGCAGCAAGCAGCAAGCAGACCGCAAACGCGACCACAAACCACAAACAAAAUGGUUGAUCGUCUUGUCAACUCGGAGUUAAAUACACGUCGGAUCGCCUCCGUGGAGAGCUGCUUUGGCAGCUCGGGCGUGCCGCUGGCCGUGCCCGGACGUGUUCUGGUCGGCGAGGGGGUGCUGACAAAGAUGUGCCGCAAACGGCCGAAAUCGCGUCAGUUCUUCCUCUUCAACGAUAUACUCGUCUAUGGCAACAUUGUUAUUGGCAAAAAGAAGUACAACAAGCAGCACAUAAUGCCGUUGGAGGAGGUCUCACUGGAGUCCAUACCGGACAAUCAACAAUACAGGAACGGCUGGUAUAUACGCACCACGACGAAAUCAUUUGUGGUUUAUGCGGCAACCAGCACCGAGAAACAGGAAUGGAUGGCCCAUAUCAAUAAGUGUGUAGAGGAUUUGUUGCGCAAAAGCGGCAAGAAGCCGGUGGAGAAUCAUGCCGCCGUUUGGGUGCCCGAUGCGGAGGCCAGCAUUUGUAUGCACUGCAAAAAGACGCAGUUCACGUUCGUUCAGCGGCGUCAUCAUUGCCGCAACUGCGGCGCCGUUGUCUGUGCCGCCUGCUCCUCCAAGAAGUUCCUGUUGCCCCAGCAAAGCGGCAAGGCGCUGCGCGUCUGCGAUGCCUGCUACGAGCGUUUACGGCAUACGCCAGCCAGCGGUGAACCGGAUCCGGAUACGGAUGCCACUGAGCGCAGCGCCGGCAAACUAAACGCCAGUGGCGCCGAUAGCUCAAACGAUGACGACACAGACGAGGACACUGCCUCGCCGGCAGCCGAGGCGCACGACGAGCCGCGCUUCUACGGCGACAACAGUAUGUCGUCCGCCCCGGACGAUUCCAUCGGCAGCGCAACGACGACACCCGCAACAGCAGCAAACGCUCCAAAUAACUGCUGAGUAGCAUUACAAACGACGCUGUCCAAAUUAUUGGCACACGGGAUGCGGAUUACUGGAUUACUGGUACUGCAAGACGAACAACGCAAGCAACGCGAGCUGGAGGAAACAAAGGAAUUACGCAGAAUGAUGGAAUUCAAAGCUCGUCCAAACCCAUUUAAAUAACUAACCUAAAUAGUUCUACAAUGACACAAUAGUAUACAUAUAUUUAUAUAUAUAUUUUUUGUUCUCCAAAUGUUUUUUUUCUUUUUGAUUUUUGCCUAACGCUAUCGCUGUCCUCCUCUGUUCUGUGUGGUCCGUAAUGAAUCAUUGCAUUUUGGUACGGCGAAC